UGCGGGCCGCGGGAGGGCCUGGCCGCUGAGGGCGCGCGGGGCCCAGGUAGCGUCUGCUCGAGCCGCAGGUCUGUUUGGCACCAUGAAGCUACACCCAGCCUUCCCCAGCUGCUUCCUGCUGACGCUGUUCUGCAUAUGGACCAUCACUCCUGAGGCUCAGCUUGUGUCCACGGGGACACCGGCCAUCAGUGCAGCCUCUUUCCUGCAGGAUCUCAUGCAUCGUUAUGGGGAUGGGGAGAGUCUCACCCUGCAGGAGCUAAAGGCCCUACUCAACCACCUGGAUGUGGGAGUGGGCCGGGAUAACAUCAGCCAGCCUGUGCAGGGACAGAGGAACCUCUCCACAUGCUUUAGUUCUGGAGACCUCUUUGCUGCCCACGAAUUCAGUGACCAGUUGAGGAUCGGAAAGAGUGACUUCCAGAAAUUCUGCCCCACCAUCCUCCAGCAGCUAGACUCCCGGGCCUGCUCCUCUGAGAACCAGGAGAAUGAGGAGAAUGAGCAGACAGAAGAGGGGAAGCCAAGUGCAGUGGAAGUGUGGGGCUUUGGUUUCCUCAGUGUCUCACUGAUUAACCUGGCCUCUCUCCUGGGAGUCCUCGUCCUGCCAUGCACGGAGAAAGCGUUUUUCAGCCGUGUGCUCACUUACUUCAUCGCCCUGUCCAUUGGAACGCUGCUCUCUAACGCGCUCUUCCAGCUCAUCCCAGAGGCUUUUGGUUUCAACCCUCUGGAAGAUUAUUAUGUCUCCAAGUCUGCAGUGGUGUUUGGGGGCUUUUAUCUUUUCUUUUUCACAGAGAAGAUCUUGAAGAUGCUUCUUAAGCAGAAAAAUGAGCAUCACCAGGGACACAGCCAUUAUGCAUCUGAGACACUUCCUUCCAAGAAGGACCAGGAAGAGGGGGUGACAGAGAAACUGCAGAAUGGAGAUCUAGACCACAUGAUUCCUCAGCACUGCAGCGGUGAGCCGGAUGGCAACGCCCCGGUGAUGGACGAGAAGGUCAUCGUGGGCUCGCUCUCUGUCCAGGAUUUGCAGGCUUCCCAGAGCGCCUGUUACUGGCUGAAGGGCGUCCGCUAUUCUGACAUCGGCACUCUGGCCUGGAUGAUCACCCUCAGUGAUGGCCUCCACAAUUUCAUCGAUGGCCUGGCCAUCGGGGCCUCCUUCACCGUGUCUGUUUUUCAAGGCGUCAGCACCUCAGUGGCCAUCCUCUGUGAGGAGUUCCCACAUGAGCUGGGAGACUUUGUCAUUCUGCUCAAUGCUGGGAUGAGCAUCCAGCAGGCUCUCUUCUUCAAUUUCCUUUCUGCCUGCUGCUGUUACGUGGGUCUGGCCUUUGGCAUCCUGGCCGGCAGCCACUUCUCUGCCAACUGGAUCUUUGCGCUGGCUGGAGGGAUGUUCUUGUAUAUUGCCCUGGCCGAUAUGUUCCCUGAGAUGAAUGAGGUCUCUCAAGAGGACGAAAGGAAGGGCAGCGUCUUGGUCCCCUUUGUCAUCCAGAACCUGGGCCUCUUGACUGGUUUCACCAUCAUGCUGGUGCUCACUAUGUAUUCAGGGCAGAUCCAGAUUGGGUAGGGCCUGUGGUUGUCCAGGCCCUGGCCCGAGGACUCUGCAUUCACAAAGCCCCUCGGAAGAGGCAGUUCUAUUCAAAACUGACACGGACUGUAUUCCUGCAUUCAAAUGUCAGCUGUUUUUAAAAUGCUCUGUCCUAGGAAUAAGCUGCCCUGGUAACCAGUCUCUAGGUCGACCUCUCCUCUCCUUUCCCUCUUUCUCAGAGUGACUCGGGAACCCGAAUAUAGCUUCGAAGACCAGCCUGUUUUCUCCGGUUAUCCUGCCCUUUCUCAUCCAACCAGCACAGAGAGACUUUGAAUCCUUUGCCCACCCAGUGGUCAUAACCUGGUUAGAACUAUCACGGGGUCAAUAUAGUUUGGGGCCCAUGAAUCUUGAUGUGCACCCUCGACAUCAAGGUGACCCCUUUAGUAGUGGAUUCACCUAUUUUUUCAAAGUUUAUUCAGUUGCCUGUUCUCUCAAAGAGAAAUGGGACAGAUGAGUGGGCAGGAGAAGCAGGGCCUGUCGUGAGUGCAGAAGUGGAGGCCACACAUGAGUCCUGUCCUGAUGGUGACUUCUGUGCAUUGGGACACCGGGUGUCACUUUUGUGGCUGUACUUGCUGACAUGACUGUCCAGGUGAACUAGCAGGUAGCUUUGGUCAUGCAGGUCUCCCCUUCUUUCAGAUUAACACAGACAGAACAAGAGGCAGAGAAGGGAGACCUGCAAGCCCUCGGUUUUGCCAUGAUUCCCACCUCCCCUUCCCCACUUGCAUCUUCUGGGAGACUUUUCUGCUGCCUCCCCCUAGAAGCACACUCUGAGCACAUUCCCAAGGCUGGUCUUGGCGGGGAGAUGGCACAAAUGGACAGCCCGGGUCAGCAUGCCCGCUGCAACGUGGCAGGUUGGCUCGUAGAACUGGAGUGCAGCUCGUGGUCUUCUCAGACAAGGGUAAUCAGGAAUGAAAUCAGUGCAGACACAGUGUAGGAUUUGUUAGUUCCUUAAAUAAAAGUACUGGGGUGCUGCAGGGGUGUGCAGAACAGGAGACCCAUGGAUUGUUCUGCGAUGGGUUUUCAGUGGCACUCUAUAGGUUACCCCACCCAAGGAAGGGCAAACCCUGUGUUGUGUUGAAUAUUAACUGCUCUAAUCCUCUUAAGAAAAUGGAUGGAUAGGCUUAUCUGUGAGACUGUAGACCAGCCUCAGGCACUGUGGAGCCCUCUCCUCGGAACUCUGGCUUCGAGGGGAGCUGAUCUCCAGGUUCACUAGGUGAAUUGAUUUAUUAUUAUCAUAUUGAUAUGUGAGUUUCUUUAGCCACUUUGGGGAGCCGAUCUCUCCAGAAGCCUUUCUUAGUGGUGCCCACAGUUGCAGCCUGGGGGCUGUGUUUGCAAUCUGACGUGUGUGUGGCUGAGCACUGGCUCGAGGCCAACACCUGCGUGUGUUUCUGUUCUUGCACAGAAGAACUUAACACUAUACCCACUAAUUAAACACAGCAUCUAUUUUGUUUUUUUUCUUCUUGGGGAACAUCCCUCAAACCAGGAAUUUUCUUAAAAAGAACAUGAGCAGGAACUCACGACUGGUGAUGCUCCUCUAAGUUUUUCUCCCAUCUUGCUUGUUGAUUUUGAUAGAUUUGAGAAUGGGCUGAAGAAGGAAAAUUCUCAGUUAUCAAGAUUCUAGAGGAAGUAUCAGGACUAAUUUCUGGUAGGAUUAUGGUCCAGUUUUACCAAAGAAUCAAUUCCUUGAAUGUUGGAAUCGAACUUUUUAUCGUGUCAUUAUCAUGAGUUACAUUUGAAAAAUGACUCUUUGUCUUUCCUGUUUUGUUUUUCUCAAACUGCUUUCAGGAGCUCCAGAAAAUAACACUCAAACUUUACGGCUUUAGAAGAUUUUGCUUUCCUUAAUUCAUAUUGAUGAUGUAUUAAAUUUAUCAUUUUUUAGCAUUCCCUAUGGAUCUGUCAUUCCUUCUAAAGACCAUUAUUCUUGGAGUAGAACAUUAAGUUAGAGUUAGUGGGCUUCUAGUUUAGGAGAAGAAUGCAAAAAUAUAAUCUUUGAUAAAGUAAAACAUGAAAAAUGAAGUAGCAGGGUGCUUCCCCAUUUUUUGCUCAUCUCUGUUAAGAACUAGACUUCUCUAGACAGUUGCCACAAAGGGAAAUUCUCUUCAAACAGUAAUUGGUCCAGAGGCCAGUCCUAGUUGGAGCUGAGGAGGGGCGGAGACUCUCAUUCAUGCAACUGAUUGUAUAUUGCUUCUGGCAGUAGAUUUGCCUCAUGAAUUGAAAGUGUAGCAAUUUCUCUUUGACUUUUAAGUGUUGAAUUUGCUGUUUUAAGCAUUUGUACAUAUAAGAAGUCUGAGGAAUGGCAAGUUUGAGGAACUUUCACCCUUGACAUUAGCAUCUUCAACCUCUCGUUCCCCAGAUGAACCAGCUCUUAUUAGCCUUAGCAAGAGAGGUGUAAGUCACAUGCAGGAGUGGUCACCCAGAAGCAGGACCUCUGCCUUCAUCACCCAUGACAUGCAAAUGGCCUUCUGUCCUUGUCCCUAAAGAUUUUUUGUGUCCAGUGUCAACCUAGGGAUUCCUCUCAUUUCUCUCUCACCAUGGCUUUGAAGAAAGCUCUGUUUGAUUUUACAAAAGAUCUGUUUUCAGUAAAUCCUUCCAAAGAGAUGGCAGAAUGCUGAAGAUCUGCUCAAAACCCAGUAAGUUGUCUGAUUUUUGCAAAAGAGGUUAAGUUUUUAUUGUUCAUUUUUCCUUUUACAGUUCUGCAAUUCCAUCACAGUAUUUUUUUAAAUAACUCAGGUGUUAUGAGAACAAAUUAGAAAAUAAAUAACUUAUGUGGACUGUAAAUGUUUUAUUUGUAAAAUUCUAUAAAUAAAGCUAUAUUCUAUAACUGUUGCAUGCCAA
Messenger RNA from Talpa occidentalis (Iberian mole), 4408 nucleotides. It is a transcript of the gene SLC39A14, whose product is annotated as solute carrier family 39 member 14. Gene Ontology annotation, cellular component: membrane. Gene Ontology annotation, biological process: zinc ion import across plasma membrane; intracellular zinc ion homeostasis. Lineage: Eukaryota; Metazoa; Chordata; Mammalia; Eulipotyphla; Talpidae. Gene Ontology annotation, molecular function: zinc ion transmembrane transporter activity. Bases 83 to 1552 code for a protein of 489 amino acids. The record is from RefSeq and is a predicted model, not a curated record. The transcript is spliced from 9 exons.